AACUCCUUUUCCCCCUCUUCUUCAAGCUCCUAUUUUUAUCCAUGGAGCUAUGUAUAUAUAUAAGCAUUUGAGAUCCAUUGCUUGAGUGGCCACUUCUUUGCUGUGGUCCAUCUUCACUCUUUUAAUCAGAGAACAGCAUGUGGGGCAUGCUCUUGUGAGGGACAGAUCACACAUCUCCCCUUGUUGGAUUUUGUGCACCAAAUGGCUAUUUGUGUACCUGUGAAUAGCUUUUUCACCUUUCUUUUAAUCUUUGUUAUAGUGCUCAGAUUCUCCCAGCCAAGUUUAGAAGCACGGGGAAAGCUUAUUGUCUUGUACCUACAUACAAAGAUCCAAUCUUGGCCACUUUUCUCAUCUGGGCCCUGUUCAUUUACCCCUUUCCCCUUCUCCUCCAUUAGCAAAGCUUCGAUGGUGGUGGGAAAAAGCCUAAAAAGGAGAAGAAGCUUAUAAGCUACGCACACAAGAUCCAAACUUGACCACUUUCCUCUCCAAUCCAUAGCUUUUACAGCUUUUAUAGCUUUUAAUGGUGGAAAGAGCUUAAGUAGGAAGAGAGGAAGGUCAAGGAGAAGAAGCUUAUCACUCACAACAACAACAACAACAGCAACAACAACAACAAUGUGGGCCUAUAAUGGAGUGUUGUACCAUGUUCUAGGCCUUGUUACAUGUGUUGCUUUGAUAUACUUCUCAUUUGGGGAUGUGGAGUUCCAUUUCAAGGAUAAAAAAGCGAGCUUUGUGGGGAGGAACGGGACCAGGUUCUACGUGGAGGGGAGAGCGUUCUACGUGAAUGGGUGGAACUCGUAUUGGUUAAUGGAUCAAGCUGUGGAGGAGGUGACGCGGCCGAGGGUCGGCGCAAUCUUUGGAGCUGGUGCUAAAAUGGGCCUCACUGUGUGCAGGACCUGGGCUUUUAACGAUGGCUACUACAAUGCACUCCAAGUUUCACCAGGGCAUUUUGAUGAGAACGUUUUCAAGGCGCUGGAUCGCGUAAUCGUGGAAGCACAAAAACAUGGAAUUAGGUUGCUUCUAAGCUUGGCGAAUAAUCUCGACGCCUACGGCGGGAAAACACAGUAUGUUAAAUGGGCAUGGGAGGAGGGGAUCGGAACGAGCGCCUCGAAUGAUUCCUUCUUCUUCGAUCCAUCUAUCCGCGGUUACUUCAAAACAUAUCUCAGAACGCUGUUGACGAGGAAGAACCACUUAAACGGGAUCGAGUAUAAAGAUGACCCUGCGAUCUUUGCGUGGGAGCUGAUGAACGAGCCAAGAUGCAUGUCUGAUGCAUCUGGCGAUACGCUGCAGGGUUGGGUCGAAGAAAUGGCAGCAUAUGUGAAGUCGAUCGACAAAAACCAUCUUCUGACAAUCGGGCUCGAGGGGUUCUACGGUCCAUCAUCUCCGUCGGAGAAGCAGAGCGUGAAUCCUGGGAAAUGGUUCGGCACUCUCGGAUCGGAUUUCAUUCGGAACUCCAAAGUUCCAGAUAUCGACUUUGCCUCUGUCCACGUUUAUCCCGAUAGUUGGUUGGUGAAUGCAGAUCUCAAUGAGAAGAUAAACUACAUCUCCAAAUGGGUUAUCUCUCACAUCGAAGACGGCGACAAAGAGCUCAAAAAACCUGUCUUGUUCACGGAAUUUGGGCUCUCAAACAAGAACAAAGACUUCGAUCACUCGCACCGAGAUGUGUUAUACAAGUCUAUAUACGAUAUAAUCUACGACUCCGCAAAGAAAAAUGGAGCAGGGGCUGGUGCCUUAGCUUGGCAAUUCAUGGCCGAAGACAUGGAAGAAUAUAACGACGAGUUCGGGAUCGUCCCCCAUGCGAGGCCUUCGAUGUACGUGUUGAUAAAGGAGCAAUCGUGUAGGCUCGCCGCAUUACGAUAUGGACCAGAUUCUAUGAAGAGUAAACCUGGAAAUAUAUGCGAAUGACUUCAAAAUGAUAUAAGUUUUGUUUUUUGUUCAAUUUUUGAUCGAUUCCCCUUCGCGGUGUUUAUACUCGUUUCUUCGAGAGCAUAUGGUCUGUCUUAGGAUUUUGCAUCAUUUCAUUAUAUAACUUUUUUUUUUCCUUUUUUUUUCUUUAAAUUUGUUGUGAACCAAGAUAUCAUGUAAGUAAUAGAAAGUUAAGAGAUUUUUCGUGGUUGUUACCGUGGAA
Messenger RNA from Ananas comosus (pineapple), 2125 nucleotides. RefSeq names its product mannan endo-1,4-beta-mannosidase 2-like. Bases 613 to 1902 code for a protein of 429 amino acids. The record is from RefSeq and is a predicted model, not a curated record. NCBI's taxonomy places the organism in Eukaryota, Viridiplantae, Streptophyta, Magnoliopsida, Poales, Bromeliaceae. Gene Ontology annotation, molecular function: hydrolase activity, hydrolyzing O-glycosyl compounds. The transcript is spliced from 5 exons.